Molecule: messenger RNA, 637 nt
Organism: Raphanus sativus (radish)
Lineage: Eukaryota; Viridiplantae; Streptophyta; Magnoliopsida; Brassicales; Brassicaceae
Product: late embryogenis abundant protein 41
Exons: 2
Coding region: 198-497 (99 amino acids)
Biological process (GO): response to stress
Cellular component (GO): mitochondrion
Source: RefSeq, a predicted model, not a curated record
AGAAACCCUAAAGACUCCCACCAAAAAAACAUCACCGGAGAAUCUGACGGCGGCUUAGCACCGACUGCUACUGCAGAAAGAUUGUUUAUCUUCUUGGGGGUAUUUUACUUACCUUUUGGAAGAAACAUAACGUCUUUCGCGGUAGCUAAAAGCUAAGCUCAGUCAGUAUAUAUACAUAUUUUAUCUAAAAUAACACAAUGGCAGCUGCUCGUUCACUCUCCGGCGCCGUUAAAUCUCUUUGCUCCACCGCAUCCCACAGCUUUUCUGGUUCCAUUGUCUUGAGGAGGAGUUACGUUGCGACAGUACCAGGAUUUCGUAAGGGAGGUUCCACAAGAGUUAUGGUGGGAAAGAUGGAACAAAGAGCAAAUCAAGAGGCAGAGUCUGCUUGGUCCCCGGAUCCAGUCACGGGGUACUACAGACCAUCUAACCGUGCGGAUGAGAUUGAUCCAGCGGAGCUCCGUGAGAUGCUUUUGAAAAAUAAAGCCAAGCCUUUCUGAGGAUUUCAAUUGGUUGGGUCCCACUAGACUAUGUUGUAACCUUGUAUGGGAUUACUAUGAUUCCCGUUUGUUAUGUUUUAUCUUAAUUAUCUACUUUUUGGAGGUUAAAGUAAAAUAAAGAUACUAUCUAUCUCAGUUAA